CGUUUGAGACCAGGGACUGCCUCCGGGCGCGCCCCUGAGUCGACGCGGAGCGCCGGAGCCUCUGAAAUGCGGGACUUCUCUGCACACCUCCUGGAAUUCUGAAGGGGUGCAGCCAUGGCAGGCAACGCGGCCGACAGCGCCAACCACCUGCCCUACUUUUUCGGCAACAUCACCCGGGAAGAGGCUGAAGACUACCUGGUCCAGGGAGGCAUGAGUGACGGGCUCUACCUGCUGCGCCAGAGCCGCAACUACCUGGGUGGUUUCGCCUUGUCGGUGGCACACAACAGGAAGGCACACCACUACACCAUCGAGAGGGAGCUUAACGGCACCUAUGCCAUCUCCGGUGGCAGGACGCAUGCCAGCCCGGCAGACCUCUGCCUCUACCACUCCCAGGAAUCAGAUGGCCUCGUCUGCCUCCUCAAGAAGCCUUUCAACCGGCCCCCAGGGGUGCAGCCCAAGACCGGACCCUUCGAGGACCUGAAGGAGAACCUCAUCAGGGAAUAUGUGAAACAGACCUGGAACCUCCAGGGCCAGGCUCUGGAGCAGGCCAUCAUCAGCCAGAAGCCCCAGCUGGAGAAGCUCAUCGCCACCACUGCGCACGAGAAAAUGCCCUGGUUCCAUGGCAAAAUCUCCAGAGAGGAGUCCGAGCAGACGGUCCUCAUAGGAUCAAAGGUCAAUGGGAAAUUCCUGAUCAGGGCCAGAGACAACAGUGGCUCCUACGCGCUGUGCGUGCUGCACGAAGGGAAGGUGUUACACUAUCGCAUCGACAGAGACAAGACCGGGAAGCUCUCCAUCCCUGAGGGGAAGAAGUUUGACACCCUCUGGCAGUUAGUGGAGCAUUACUCCUACAAGCCUGACGGGCUGUUGAGAGUCCUCACGGUACCAUGUCAAAAGAUUGGCGCACAGUUGGGUACCCUGCCGAGCCCAAACACCGUGAGCUGGACACCAGGUGGAAUAAUCUCAAGAAUCAAAUCCUACUCCUUCCCAAAGCCUGGCCACAAAAAGCCUGCCCCACCCCAAGGGAGCCGUCCAGAGAGUGCUGUGUCCUUCAACCCCUAUGAGCCAACGGGCGGGCCCUGGGCCCCAGACAGAGGCCUUCAGCGAGAAGCCCUGCCCAUGGACACGGAGGUAUAUGAGAGCCCUUAUGCUGACCCGGAAGAGAUCCGGCCCAAAGAGGUCUACCUAGACAGAAGCCUGCUGACCCUGGAGGACAACGAACUGGGCUCGGGUAACUUCGGGACUGUGAAGAAGGGAUACUACCAAAUGAAAAAGGUUGUGAAAACAGUGGCCGUGAAAAUCCUGAAGAAUGAGGCCAACGACCCGGCACUUAAGGACGAGCUGCUGGCCGAGGCCAACGUCAUGCAGCAGCUGGACAACCCCUACAUCGUACGCAUGAUUGGAAUCUGCGAGGCCGAGUCCUGGAUGCUGGUGAUGGAGAUGGCGGAGCUAGGGCCCCUCAACAAGUUCCUGCAGCAGAACCGGCACAUCAAGGACAAGAACAUCAUAGAGCUGGUUCACCAGGUUUCCAUGGGAAUGAAGUAUUUGGAAGAGUGCAAUUUCGUGCACAGAGAUCUGGCUGCGAGGAACGUGCUUCUGGUCACCCAGCACUACGCAAAGAUCAGUGACUUUGGUCUAUCCAAAGCCCUUCGUGCUGACGAAAACUAUUACAAGGCCCAGACCCACGGGAAGUGGCCCGUGAAGUGGUACGCGCCCGAGUGCAUCAACUACUACAAGUUCUCCAGCAAGAGCGACGUCUGGAGCUUCGGGGUCCUGAUGUGGGAAGCCUUCUCCUACGGGCAGAAGCCAUACAGGGGGAUGAAGGGGAGCGAAGUGACCGCCAUGCUGGAGAAAGGAGAGCGGAUGGGGUGCCCUCCAGGAUGUCCAAGGGAGAUGUACGAGCUGAUGACCCUGUGCUGGACAUACGACGUAGAGAACCGGCCAGGAUUCACAGCCGUGGAACUGCGACUUCGAAACUACUACUACGAUGUGGUUAACUAGCGGGGUGGGUGCCUGCCAUUGGCCACCGCGGACUCGCAGAGAUCACAGUAGAUUCAGAUGAACUGGCUUUCAGCGUUUCAUCUCCCUCCGCGCAGAGUGAGAGCUGGGACUCACCCUCGCAGCAGCUCCAGCCUCGAGAGACAGACAAGCAGCAAGACCUCAGAGCCCAUGGACUCAUCUGUCUGGUUUUCGUCUCCCUCUGUGUGGUUUUCGUUAGGGGUCACGUUCGGGAACCGUUUUCAAGUUUUCUUUCCAUCAUUCUGUUCCCCUGGGUCCAGGAUUGCAGCGUCCCUUGCAGAUCAGAAAGAAAAGUGCUAUGCCAGUUAAGCAAAGAAAAUAAAAAGAAGACUCACUGAUGCGGCUGGCAAGCAGGAAGUAAGGGAAAUGACAAGUUUGGACAGUGCUUUUGCUGUCAGCUCUGGAAACAGAAAUGCCAUAUGGAUGAGACAAUGCGACGUGCUGACGUGGCUUACACACCCCUGGUGUCCGCCUUGACUGGAAGUCCGUCCAUCCUUGUGUGCUCGCAGGAGGUGUGACUACUGUACUGCCUGGAGGCUGCCAGGGAAGGUGGGCUCCCACAGUCCUCUGCGACUGGGCACGGUGUGCCAGGCAUGGGCCACACUCCCUCCCUUCUGCAGAGGGCAUGCAGCUGGGAUCCCUUCUCAGUGCGGCCGCAAAGUGCCUGACAUGCAACCUAAGGGAAGAAGGGACAUUUGGGCUCAGAGUUGAGGGGGUGGAACACAGUGGAAAAGACAACAAGCAGAAAAGGCUAGGUGGCAUGAGCAGUUUGCUGGACGGAUGGCUACAUGGUGUCCACGCUCGGGAAACAAAGUGACCAGGGAGUUGGGCCAGGCUCUAAGACCCCAAAGCUCACCCCCAGUGACCCACUUCCUUCAUCAGGGACCCACUUCCCAAAGGUUCUAUAAGCUUCCCAGACAGUGAAUGCCACCAGCUGGGGACCAGGUGUUCAAAUACAUGAGCCUUUUUGGGGUGGGGGAAGCAUUUCGCAUUUAAACUUCUGUUUUCCAUUCAUUUUUUUUGUUGCUGUAACUGAAGCCCUAGAUAGUAUAAAGUACAAGGAUAGAAAUGUAUCUGGCAGGCAUUUCUAUACCUGUUCUUCUCGGAAGGUUGGAACCUCCACCAGAGAAGUGCAGUGCCAGGCAGGGGCCUUCCUGCAGAAUGGAAGUGUGUCCUGACAGAGCAGGCGAGCCAUCAUGUCUGUCCUCCUCUUACGAGGCCCCUGAUCCCAUCUCAGGGCUCCCUCGGGACCCCACCUCAUCUUGAUCACUCCCCAAAGGCCCCAUAGCCAAACAGCAUGCCAGCGAACCUGGGUGCUAAGUCUUCAGCACACGAACCCUGCAGGACACAUUCAUACUGGAACAGAGGGCAACGUGCUGACCGAGACCAUCUCGGGAUGAGUUUCUGAACAGGAUUUUAAUCCACAGUAAAGCCAGAUUCCACCUUCACCACAGAAAGCCUUGCUGAGUGUGACUUUGAGGUGAGGCCACUUGGCCUGAGAAGUUAAUCCCAGCUCCCUGGGCCCACAGAGGGAUGGUGGGGAGAGGUUCUCCCUGGAGGAUUUAAACUGUGUACACACUAAACCUGCAAGGUCAGAAACCAUGCAAGGUCCUUCUCAGGCAUAUAUCCUUGGCUCUGAUGACCUGAGCCCCUUCCACCUGGCAGCUGGGCCCCUUGUGUGUCUUGACCUCCGACCCUUUGUCAGCAGAUUUCGAGGAGCAUCCCAAACUUCCUCGCCACAUCCUGCUGACUGCAGAUACACCGAAUACCUCAUGCAGAACCAAGUGCCUCUCCAGUCAGCACCCAGUCCAGCCAAUCGUUAAAAUCUCUGUGUGCACCGGCACAGGCCCUGCUUCGUGUACCAGACAGUGGCUUUACAGGCAUGUCACCCUGUGAUUGCACUUCCCUCUGCAGGGCGAAGCCCCGGGUUGUGGGUUCCGGUGACUCCCACCAGCAUCGGUACAGAGUGUCUCCCUGUAAUUAAAAUGAUUUCAGAAA
Molecule: messenger RNA, 4014 nt
Organism: Psammomys obesus (fat sand rat)
Lineage: Eukaryota; Metazoa; Chordata; Mammalia; Rodentia; Muridae
Gene: Syk
Product: spleen associated tyrosine kinase
Exons: 14
Coding region: 115-1998 (627 amino acids)
Biological process (GO): adaptive immune response; positive regulation of alpha-beta T cell proliferation; macrophage activation involved in immune response
Cellular component (GO): cytoplasm; extrinsic component of cytoplasmic side of plasma membrane
Molecular function (GO): non-membrane spanning protein tyrosine kinase activity; ATP binding; signaling receptor binding
Source: RefSeq, a predicted model, not a curated record